Molecule: messenger RNA, 1698 nt
Organism: Orycteropus afer afer
Lineage: Eukaryota; Metazoa; Chordata; Mammalia; Tubulidentata; Orycteropodidae
Gene: MFSD6L
Product: major facilitator superfamily domain containing 6 like
Exons: 1
Coding region: 1-1698 (565 amino acids)
Cellular component (GO): membrane
Source: RefSeq, a predicted model, not a curated record
AUGAGCGCCAACCCCCAGUGGGACAUCAGCAGGGCGCUGGGGGUAGCCAGGCUUUUCCAUCUGGUGUGUGGAGUCCGGGACGCCUGCGUGACCCCAUUCCUGACCCUCUACCUGAGGCAGCUGGGCCUAGCGGCGCCAUGGGUGGGCAUCUCGAUGGGAAGCAAGCACCUGAUCGCAGCCUUCUGGGCUCCCUUCUGUGCCUUCCUGGCCCAAAGGUACCAAAAAAGGAGAGUGCUUCUGAUAGGCUCGCUGCUGGGCUCGAUGGGAGCCAGCCUACUGAUGGUUCUAGUCCCACCUUUGGACAAAGACCUGGCUUACAGCUCGUGUAAUGGAAGCAGCAACAUGACCACCACAGUGGUACCUCUGGAGAUCCCUGGGACGGUGAAUAUCACUUCAACACAAGAGUUGGCCUCAAACCACCCUGCGGGGCCUCCCAGCCUGCUAGCUGAGAGUACUGGAAUCCUGGAAGCCUUUGGCUUCAGAAAAGGGCCUAAUGAAAGUGAGCAAGAAUCUUUCAGUGAUCUGCCCAACUACUCAGUGGACUCUGUUGAAGGAGCCAGAACAACAUCCCCUGUUCUUCUCCAUCACAUGACUUCUUUUGAGAUGGUCAAUACUGCCCUACCUCUGCUGCCUGAAAGUACAGAGCUGGGACACCCAACCAAUUUGUCAGUAGUCAAGGGGAAAGCCCGGACCCUUGACCUCUCCUUGGAAGGGUUGCGGUGGACUUUCCUCCUCUCCUUGGGAUCCAUGGUGUUCUGGGAACUGCUGACAGCCCCCCUGGAGCAGGUGGCAGCUGACAGCCUUUAUGAAUACCUAGACUUUGUGGAUGCCACUGACCGCUACCAAAGCCUGUGGGUCUGGAGGUUGCUGGGCAUGUCGGCUGGUGCGUGUGGCAUUGGCGUUUUGGUGGGGCAGCUGGAUUGCUUCCUAAUGAGCAGUGGGCCCCGGGGUGUUGUGUAUUUCUAUGGCUACUCACUUGUCAGCACCCUGGCCCUACUGGUGAGCAUUGCCUUUCCUGUCCCCAUCUGCAGGUGGCGGGAGCCCAGCCACAAUACUGUCAAAGCACUGUCACUCAUAGGGGGCGACCCCCGUCUCAUUCUCCUGGCCUUCACUGUCUUUUUGGUGGGAGCUUCUGCCAGUACUGUGCAGAACUUUCUGUUCUGGCACAUGAAGGACCAUGGCAGCAGCGAGGUUGUCAUGGGUUUCUCAGUCACCCUCAGCUUGCUGGGGGAAAUUCUCCUUCAUCCGUUUAGGGUUGAGUUGCUUAGGAAACUGUCCAGGGUGGGUACGGUGGGGCUGGGGCUGGGCUGCCUUGCUGGACAGCUGCUUUACUACUCCUUCCUGUGGAGUUGGUGGUCUGUCCUCCCUGUCCAGGUCUUGAGUGCCUUCAGUAGUGGGGCUCUUUGGUGGGCAGUGGGAGCCUCGUUAGAGGACCUGGCCACCCCUGGGAUGGAGAGGUCUUUGAGUGCCAUGUUCCGAGGCUACUUUUAUGGGAGCGGGUCUAGCCUGGGCAGUUUUCUGGGGGGCUUCGUGGUGGUGUACUCCAGCCUGGCUGUACUCUACCAGGGCUGUUGCGUGGUCCUGCUGCUCUGGCUGGCCUUGUUCCUCACCAUCCAGGCAAGGGUGCCCCAAGAGCAGAAAAUCAACUACUCAAAGCUGCUGACCAUGGAGGCAAGUGACACCAGUGACUCUGAGUAA